Ilex paraguariensis (yerba mate) is the source of this 611-nucleotide messenger RNA. NCBI's taxonomy places the organism in Eukaryota, Viridiplantae, Streptophyta, Magnoliopsida, Aquifoliales, Aquifoliaceae. The record is from the annotation of a GenBank genome assembly.
CACCCAGAAAUAGCAAAUCCCAGAAAACCCACCCGUAUAUUGAGGUUCUAUCAUCAGUAACCUACGCUAGCCUUUCCUUCUUCCUUUUCUGUCUUCCGGGUUUGAAGAAGUGAAAAGCAAAGACGGGUCUGCCUCUGUGGAUGCUUGGGUUGGGUGCGGAACGGUUGCGAGCCGACAUGAAUCGUCUGCUCGCUUUGCUCUUCCACCAGGGAGUGCUGGAUGAGCAGUUCUUGCAGCUUCAGCAACUUCAAGAUGCAACCUCACCAAACUUUGUCUCUGAGGUCGUUAACAUCUACUUCAAUGAGUCCGAGAAACUCUUGAGAAAUCUCAGAGGAUUGCUGCUGGAUAGAGAGUUCUCCGACUACAAGAAAAUGGGAAUCCAUUUAAAUCAGUUUAUGGGGAGUAGUUCAAGCAUUGGUGCCAAAAGAGUCAGAAAUGUAUGCGUUGCCUUUCGCGCAGCUUCCGAGCAGAAUAACAGACCUGGGUGCUUGAGAGGUUUGGAGCUGCUGGAACACGAAUAUUGUUAUCUCAAGAACAAACUACACGAACUGUUCCAUCUAGAGCAGCAGCGACUACUGGCAGCUGGAGUCAGGUACCCCAUGCAGAAUUGA